CCUCAACUUGCGCUCGUCCCACCUCCUAGGAGAUAGCAUUCUCGAGGCCAGUCGAUCUCUGUGCCAAUGUCUAAACCAGAUUCGUCCUAUUCUGCGGCCAGAGUAACCAGCUCUGCCGACGGGGACUUCGCGAGUCGCAGUGCAGCUCGGCUUGAGCAGAUUCAGUCGCAGCUCCAGGCGAAGCCGAGGGGAAACAGGCUGAAGGGCAAAGUGUGCAUCAUCACUGGCGUAGGGUCUAUUGCUGGUAUCGGACGGGCCGCCGCACUGCAAUUCGCCCGUGAAGGCGCAGCGCAUCUCUACUUGAUCGACUUCGACCCCACUAACCUGCCGGAUCUCAAGUCCACAAUUGAGCAGAAGUACCCUGAUGUCAAAGCGACCACUCUAGCUGCUGACGCGGCCGAUGAAGCGGCGAUAUCUGGUGUCUGUAAGCAGGCAUUGCAGGAAGAAGGGCGUCUGGACGUGUUCUUCGCAAAUGCUGGUAUCGCAACUCAGGAACCUUUGCAGAACACGACAGCGGAGUCGUUCAUGAACACGCUAAGGAUCAACACGUUGUCGUGCUUCCUUGCCGUCAAGCAUGGCUCAGAGGCAAUGCUGAAGACCAAUCCUUCACGCGGCAAAGACCUCAGUAGCGGCAGUAUCAUCAUGACUGCGUCUGUUGCUGGCUUGCGUUCCGGGGCGGGAACUGUCGAUUACGUCUGUAUACCAUUACAGAAGACGGAUAUUCGCGUGAAUGCGGUGUGCCCUGGUCUCAUAGAGACCGGCAUGACCACCGGCAUCUUUAACUUUGCGCGCUCAAAGGGAGCAGGCGCAAAGAUCGGACAGCUAAACCCCAUGGGUCGCUACGGUAUUGCGGAUGAAAUCGCGAACGUAGUCACCUUCCUUGCAUCGGGUACGUAACUCGCUGCCGUGGAGUCGGACGACAAAUUUCUGACGCCCAUAACAGAUGAAGCGAGUUACGUGAACGGUCAGAACAUCGCCAUCGACGGCGGCUUGUCGAGCUCUAUCCCCGUCGUUCCAGGGAGAUGGGCGUAAUGUUUGUAUUACUGCCUGUAAUAGUAUGACUAUC
Messenger RNA from Fomitopsis serialis, 1066 nucleotides. RefSeq lists its product as uncharacterized. The coding region runs from base 67 to 897 and encodes 276 amino acids. The record is from RefSeq and is a predicted model, not a curated record. Lineage: Eukaryota; Fungi; Basidiomycota; Agaricomycetes; Polyporales; Fomitopsidaceae. The transcript is spliced from 9 exons. Gene Ontology annotation, molecular function: oxidoreductase activity, acting on the CH-OH group of donors, NAD or NADP as acceptor.